CGACAAAGAAACACAACACAGUGACCCAACAUUAACAGAGAGAGGAGAGCGUGUGAGUCAGAGGAGAGAGACACAGAAGGAGAUGAUGAUGGGCAGGGGAGGCAGAGAUAGAGAGGAAAGGGAUGAGGAGGAGGGCAAGGGUUUGCUGUGGAAGCUUCCAGUUAUCAAAUCCCCGCAACUCGGGAAGGUGGGUCCCGCCUUUGGUGUCGGCGUCGGCUGUGGCUUGGGCUUCGGCGUCGGCCUCCUCGGCGGCUUAGGAUUUGGUCCUGGGAUUCCUGGCUUACAAGUUGGCUUUGGCCUUGGUGCUGGAUGUGGGGUCGGCUUAGGAUUCGGCUACGGGGUCGGCAAGGGCAUUGCUCAUGAUGACCAUCGGAGAUACUCUAAUGUUGGCAAUCUUUUUCAAGGAGCAAAUGUUGGCAUUUCUCGUGCUUCUGGAAAUCUGCCUACUCAGGAUGAUAUUGGUGCACUUGUUGAGGAGCUUGUUGAUAAUACAAAGAAACUUGUGAGAGCUACUACAAGAGAAAUGGACAAGUGGAGAAGAUGAGUUCUCUUUUGUGACUUGAGCUUGCUGAGUUGUUAGUGUAGAUUUGAAUUGAUUAUGAUUUACUAAAUACUGUUAUGUAGCUAAAGUCUAUUAGUACUCUUCUAUAGACUACAGUUUCUUGAAAUGAACGCUUAAAAUGAUUAGAUCUAUGUCUUUUAAAUGUGCAAUAAAAAUGAGAAAGAAAGGUGCGCUUCUAAUGAUCGAAUGAAUUGUACAAUUUUAGA
This is a messenger RNA of Prunus dulcis (almond), 768 nucleotides long. Its product is annotated as keratin-3, type I cytoskeletal 51 kDa. Bases 83 to 544 code for a protein of 153 amino acids. NCBI's taxonomy places the organism in Eukaryota, Viridiplantae, Streptophyta, Magnoliopsida, Rosales, Rosaceae. The record is from RefSeq and is a predicted model, not a curated record. The transcript is spliced from 3 exons.